Lucilia sericata (common green bottle fly) is the source of this 642-nucleotide messenger RNA. Its product is annotated as cell wall protein TIR4-like. The transcript is spliced from 2 exons. Lineage: Eukaryota; Metazoa; Arthropoda; Insecta; Diptera; Calliphoridae. The coding region runs from base 1 to 642 and encodes 213 amino acids. The record is from RefSeq and is a predicted model, not a curated record.
AUGAAUCAGCCCACUAGUGGUUCCUCGUCUGCCGGAACAAAAGUUGGUUCCCAACAAAUGACUGCUUCUGCCGCUGAAGUCUCUGCCCUGCCUGCCAGUUCCCUUGCCGCUGGAACAUCAUCGACUCCCACUGCCGCUGGAGUGCCUCCACCAAACGUAAGUACCAGUGUCGCCUAUUCAACCCAACCAUCUAAAGUUGCUCCUUCUAUUGCCGAGGUGCCUGCAAGUUCCAUCGUUGCCGGAACGACGUGUACCGUAGCCACCACAGUUGCCUCCAGUGUUCAACCUAACCAACAAAACUUUUUGAGCUCUGCUGUUCAGCCGCCGUUGCCCCAGUCGAGCUACAACAACAAUUUAGAAGUUCUCCAAAGCCAGAUAAAUGUUCUCCAGGCCCAGUUGUUAAAUGCCCAGCGUGCUUUGUCCAUCGCCAUGAACAAUAAUUCGACGUCAAACUCUUCAGCCGCCAUGCCACAGCCAUCCAAUAUGGCGCCGCCAGUAACGGGUACCAGUGAAGCCAACGUUGACAAUUCUGCCUCAGCCAACGUCGACUGCGCUGAACGUCGGACGCCAUUUUCUUCCGUAUGCUGCUUUGAAGGGCGAUGCACGGGAAUGUGUGAAGUCGUUGCUGAUCCAUCCAGAUAA